Molecule: messenger RNA, 771 nt
Organism: Sclerotinia sclerotiorum 1980 UF-70
Lineage: Eukaryota; Fungi; Ascomycota; Leotiomycetes; Helotiales; Sclerotiniaceae
Exons: 1
Coding region: 1-771 (256 amino acids)
Cellular component (GO): precatalytic spliceosome
Source: RefSeq, a predicted model, not a curated record
AUGACUACCCACCGCGCCGAUGAAAAGCGUUUCCUCGACGAACGUGGCAAUACUGGCCCGCUUGCUCCCAACGGCCUCAAUCCCACCACUAUCCUCGAAAAACCUGUUCGCGAACGCAUUGUGGAUUGUUAUUUCUGGAAAGACCAAUGUUUCGCUCUCAAUGAAGCCGAUAUCGUAUCGCGCGUUGUUUCCCAUGUUACGUUCAUCGCCGGCACAUACGGGGAUUCGCAGCGGCCCUCGCCGUUUUUAUGUCUGGCCUUUAAAUUAUUACAACUAGGGCCAAGUGAUGAGAUAUUACAGGAAUACAUGGGAUACGGGGGAGAGAAGUUCAAGUAUUUGAGAGCACUAGCAUUGUUUUAUUGGAGGAUGACAAGACAGGCUAAAGAUGUCUUCAUGGUGUUGGAGGGUUAUUUGGACGAUAGGAGAAAACUGAGAAGAAAGACAAGGACGGGGACAACGCUGACGUUCAUGGAUCAAUUCGUGGACGAUUUGUUGACGAAGGAUAGGGUGUGUGGCACGACGUUGUGGAAGAUGCCGAAGAGGGAGAUACUGGAGGACCUAGAGGUAUUGGAACCGAGGAUCAGUCCAUUGGGAGAUAUUGAGGACCUGCUAGAUGAGAGUGAGGGUGAGGUCGAGGUGGUGAAAAACGGUGCGGGAUCGGAGAGUGUGGAUAGUCCUGGGGAGGAAUUCGGGGAGGAAGCGGUAGAAGGAGAGAAAAUGGAUGUGGUCGCGUCAAAUGAAGCUUCUCCGAACGGGCAAGAUAGUCUGUGA